GGCUGGGGGGGCCACGCCGCCGCCUUGACCCCGCUGCUCGUCUCCGUGUCGCCCGCAGGCCUUCCUCCGCCACCGCCACCGCCACCGCCGCCGCCGGGCCAUGGAGGGCGGCACGUCGCGGCCCGCCGGCCCGCCGGGGCUCUCGGCCUACGUGGCCCUGUCGCAGGCGCUGGGCCUGGCGGCCGUGGCGGCCACCGGCGCCUGGCUGGGCCGCUACCGGGGCGGCGUGGCCUGGGCCGGCGCCCUGCGCCUCAACGUGCACCCGCUCUGCAUGGUCGUGGGCAUGGUCUUCCUCCAGGGCGACGCUCUCCUGGUCUACCGGGUCUUGAGGAAGGAGGCCAAGCGCUCCACCAAGGUGCUGCACGCGCUGCUCCACGGCUCCGCGCUGCUGGUGGCCCUCGUGGGCAUCGCCGCCGUCUUCGAGGCGCACGGCGAGAAGGGCAUCGCCCACGGGUACAGCCUGCACAGCUGGUGCGGCCUGGCCGCCCUGGUGCUCUACGUCGUGCAGUGGCUGCUGGGCUUCGGGUUCUUCCUCUUCCCCGGGGCGGCCUUCGCGCUGCGCGGCCGCUACAAGCCGCUGCACGUCUUCGGCGGCGUCGCCCUGCUCGUGCUCUCGCUGGCCGCCUGCCUGCUGGGCAUCACCGAGAUGCUGCUCUUCAACAUCAGGGACUCCUACAGCCAGUUUGCGCCCGAGGGUGUCCUGGCCAACACCCUGGGGCUGCUGCUGGUGGCCUUCGGGCUGGUGGUGGGCUACAUCCUGACGCGCGACGACUGGAAGCGCCCGCCGCUGCCCGAGGAGCUGGCCCUCUCCAUGGACUUCAAGACCCUCACGGAGGGCGAGAGCCCCAGCGGCAGCCAGUGAUGCCCCCAGCCCCCCCGGUCCCCGGGCACGUGGGCGCCUCGUCGCGUGUGGUCGUCGCUGUCGGAUCCUACCUGCGUAGCCCAGCUCCGGUCCCCGGCGCCGGGAAGAGCCUUUGCACGGGGCUCUGUCGGGCUCGGGGCCCACGGGGGCAGCUGGGGAAGGACACGCUUGUUGGUGUGAUGCUGGCCAUAGGGCGCAGCAUCACUUGGUCUUAUUCCUCCUUUGCUCUGGCCCGUCGCAGCCCGGCUUUGCAGCGCCAGUGAACCCUCCCUGCCCAGGGGAAGAGCCGCUCCCCGGGGAAAUGCCGGGGCUGGAUCCUCCCCUGCCACGGGCAUCGCUCCGUAGCAGUCUGGUCCUUACCUGGCAGCCCUGGUCCUACCUCCCAGUCCUACCUCCCAGCCCUACCUCCCAGCCCCGGUCCUACCUCCCAGCCCUGCUGGCACCCUGUUUGCACAGCGUUGGAUCCGUCAGCGGCUUUUUCCUGAAAAAACCCGUUCUCCUUUCAGGGUGACUCAGGUUGAGUCACCUGCCCCACUGGGACAGCGGCUCCCGGCCGCCUUCCCUUGUCCCCGCUUGUCGGCACAUUCGCUAGGCUCAUCUGCAUCUUACGCUUCCCGAAAUCGUGCCAAAGGACUGCUCUGCUGAUGGAAACCACAGGCCGGGCUGUCCCCGAGGGGAUUUUCCCUGCUGCAGGUCCCUGCAGUCCAAGGCCCAGGAGAAGCCGGGCUCCGAGCUGAGCCUGCAGAGAGCCCUGGCCCCUGCGGGAAACGUGCCUCAAAAAAAGAAAAAAAAAAAAAAAAAAAAAAAAAAAGCAACUGCCAUGGUCCAUUCGUGUUUCUUUAUGCCAAAGAGCAGAUCCGAUGUUUACAAUUGCCAGGAUUUUCUACUCGUUAUUUUUAACCCACCUCAUUCAAGCAGCCGCGUGUCAGGGCUGCUGCUCCCGACAGGGCUCCCCGGGCGGCUCAAAGCACUAAAAAACGGGCUGCGCAACGGUGAUGCCUUAACGCUUGAGAUGGUUUGUCCUCCUGUGCCAUGUAUCGUCUGCUUCGUGGAUGCUCCUGACCUAAUAAAUAUUUGCAGCUAA
Molecule: messenger RNA, 1946 nt
Organism: Dromaius novaehollandiae (emu)
Lineage: Eukaryota; Metazoa; Chordata; Aves; Casuariiformes; Dromaiidae
Product: transmembrane ascorbate-dependent reductase CYB561
Exons: 5
Coding region: 101-862 (253 amino acids)
Cellular component (GO): lysosomal membrane
Molecular function (GO): oxidoreductase activity
Source: RefSeq, a predicted model, not a curated record